Messenger RNA from Syngnathus typhle (broad-nosed pipefish), 701 nucleotides. RefSeq names its product parvalbumin beta-like. The coding region runs from base 146 to 475 and encodes 109 amino acids. Gene Ontology annotation, cellular component: cytoplasm; nucleus. The record is from RefSeq and is a predicted model, not a curated record. NCBI's taxonomy places the organism in Eukaryota, Metazoa, Chordata, Actinopteri, Syngnathiformes, Syngnathidae. Gene Ontology annotation, molecular function: calcium ion binding. The transcript has 5 exons.
CAUCCGAUACCGUGCAGAGUCCAAAGCUCUGUAAAUGGUGUUGCCGGAGCAUAUAUAAGAGGCGAGCUUGGCGCCCUUGGGACAUUCGGUCAGAAUCCACCUUGGUCUUUUCACUCGCCUCAACGCAGCACAAAGAUAAGCAAAAAUGGCCUUUGCUGGUGUUCUCAAUGAUGCCGACGUGAAAGCAGCUCUGGAUGGCUGCGCAGGUGCCAACACGUUUGAUUUCAAAGCUUUCUUCAGGGCGUGCGGUCUGGCCAGCAAGUCUAGCGCCGAUGUGAAGAAAGCCUUCGGUAUCAUCGACCAGGACAACAGCGGCUUCAUUGAGGAGGAUGAGCUCAAGCUGUUCCUGCAGAACUUCUCAGCCUCUGCCAGGGAGCUCACCGACAAGGAGACCAAAGCCUUCCUCGCCGCCGGUGACACCGAUGGCGAUGGCAAGAUCGGAAUUGAGGAAUUUACGGUCCUCGUCAAGGCCUAAAUUCCACCUGACCAAGAUCGUCUUGAUGUCUUCGCCGGAUCCGGUAAUCCUCAUCUGAAAGAAUGUUUUUUAUAGCUUAUUUAUAAAUUGCCUGCGGACUAUUUCUCAACAACUUUCACCGCUAUGCGUGAAUGUUUGGAAACUUGUGCAAGUUCAAACCCAUCUGUACUCUUGAGGCGGAGUGAAAAAAAAACGGGAAUAAAAACUCGUUUGGUGUAAAAAUCAA